AAAAGGCUGGGACUUUACUCCCGCGGCGGAGAGCGAGUCCGUGCUCCAUCUGCUGCCGCAACCGCCGCGCCCGGAGCCUGGGCCACGAUGAGCGGCAGAGUCGGCGAUCUGAGCCCCAGGCAGAAGGAGGCACUGGCCAAGUUUCGGGAGAACGUCCAUGAUGUGCUGCCCACUCUGCCGAAUCCAGAUGACUAUUUUCUCCUGCGCUGGCUCCGAGCAAGAAGCUUCGACCUGCAGAAGUCUGAGGCCAUGCUCCGGAAGCAUGUGGAGGUCCGAAAGCAAAAGGACAUUGACAACAUCAUGAGCUGGCAGCCUCCAGAGGUGGUCCAACAGUAUCUCUCAGGGGGCAUGUGUGGCUAUGACCUGGAUGGCUGCCCCAUCUGGUACGACAUCAUUGGACCUCUGGAUGCCAAGGGUCUGCUCCUCUCAGCCACCAAACAGGACUUGGUCAAGACCAAGAUGCGGGACUGCGAGCUGCUUCUGCGGGAGUGCGCCUGCCAGACCGAAAAGACGGGGAAGAAGAUAGAGACCAUCACCCUGAUUUAUGACUGUGAGGGGCUUGGCCUCAAACAUCUCUGGAAGCCAGCUGUGGAGGCCUAUGGAGAGUUUCUCUGCAUGUUUGAGGAAAAUUACCCCGAAACACUGAAGCGUCUUUUUGUUAUUAAAGCCCCCAAGCUGUUUCCUGUGGCCUAUAACCUCAUCAAACCCUUCCUGAGUGAGGACACUCGUAAGAAGAUCAUGGUCCUGGGGGCAAACUGGAAGGAGGUUUUACUGAAACAUGUCAGCCCUGACCAGCUGCCUGUGGAGUAUGGGGGCACCAUGACUGACCCUGAUGGAGACCCCAAGUGUAAAUCCAAGAUCAACUACGGGGGUGACAUCCCCAAGAAGUAUUACGUGCGAGACCAGGUGAAACAGCAGUACGAACACAGUGUGCAGAUUUCCCGGGGCUCCUCCCACCAAGUGGAGUAUGAAAUUCUCUUCCCAGGCUGUGUCCUCAGGUGGCAGUUCAUGUCGGAUGGUUCGGACAUCGGUUUUGGGAUUUUCCUGAAGACCAAAAUGGGGGAGCGGCAGAGGGCAGGGGAGAUGACAGAGGUGCUGGCCAACCAGAGGUACAAUGCCCACCUGGUCCCUGAGGAUGGGACCCUCACCUGCAGCGAUCCUGGCAUCUAUGUCCUGCGGUUUGACAACACCUACAGCUUCAUUCAUGCAAAGAAGGUCAGUUUCACCGUGGAGGUCCUGCUUCCAGACAAAGCCUCAGAAGAGAAAAUGAAACAGCUGGGGGCAGUCACCCCAAAGUAACACCUCCUCCCACAGCAGGCCUGGCUCCCUCAGCGUCUCCCUGUCAGUUUCUAUCCCUUGUAGCAGUCAUUUUCCCAGCACUCUGACGCCCAAAGAAACUGGGCUAGAAGAAAGACCUCGGGGCUGGAUCUGGGGAGCCUUCAUUUCAGAAUUAGGAAGAGGGAGACUAGAUGGAGUGGGCCUCCUUGCCUCUCAAAUUACUAAGAAGUCCCCAGGGGCUGAGCAUCGUGACAGCAUCUGUCUUAAAAGCUGUGCCAACUUCACCUGUCCAGUGACAGAUGAGACAGGAAGAGGGGUACCAUGGGGUGGCAGGGAGGAAAUUAGGAAAAAGGGGAGAGAUUGAGACCUAACACUUUAGGGAAGCUAGCUGCAGGGGAGGAACUUGCUCCCAAAUGAACAUGUAAGUCUAGAUCAUAAUAAGGAGUAGCAAGGUAGCCGGUUGCUAGAGUUACGGUGGGGGUCUGAGGCUCUUCUGAACUUUCUACCGAGGCUAGGAUCUUUUGGCUUUUCCCAGGUCUCGGGAGGGGGCCCGAGUCAGCAUAGGUCUUCCGUUUCAAGGGUAGACAGGCAGGCCUCUCCCUCACCUCGAGGAAUCCACCAAUUCCUGGGUCCCACUGGCUGCCUCUUUAAUUACUAAUGAUUGUCAGUGACUCAGAGCUUCCUGGGACAGUGAGCUUUGGUACCCAGCCAUUGUCCUUCAGUGCAAACAAAGCACAGAGAAGUUACCUCCAGGGAUCCCAGCUCCGUGAAGGGCCAGGGAGGCUGGCGGUGGGUGUGAGUCCUGAAGCUUCCACCCCUCAGAAACCCAGGCCCUGACCCAUCCUGGGGAGAUGGUCUGGCCAAGCUGAGGGAGCAGGAGUCAGGGGCAAGGCUGGCACUGACAGGAGGCCCCGAGGCCGCAUGGGUCCCAGCCAGACCCCCCCAGGAGGAUAUCCCGACCUUGGUUUACAGCGCUCUGUUAGGAAAAGUAACCAAUGAAUAAAGAACGUUCAGCGCGCAGGGCGUGGAAGUUAGUACCCUCCGCCUAGCUCCUCACAGUUCCUCACACAGGCAAACUUCCGCCUCGGGGUGCCAGCUUCUCCCCGCCAAUAAGCGGGGCGCAUGCGCAGAAGCCAUCUGCUCGUCUUCCGUGCGCUGACGGAGUCCCGACGGCCUGCUCGCCCCCUGAUUGGCCCAGCCGGUGGGCUGUCCUCCGCCAUCUUUGCUAAGGGCACUAAGGGUGCACCUGACCACCUUCACGGUCAGGACGGAGGCCCCGCCCAACUCGGGCUUCUCUGAGCGCGCCAACUAGUGCGGGUCUGGCGAGCGCGCGCGGCGCCUGCGGUGGGCCUGGAUUGGG
Molecule: messenger RNA, 2638 nt
Organism: Balaenoptera ricei (Rice's whale)
Lineage: Eukaryota; Metazoa; Chordata; Mammalia; Artiodactyla; Balaenopteridae
Gene: SEC14L2
Product: SEC14 like lipid binding 2
Exons: 12
Coding region: 88-1299 (403 amino acids)
Cellular component (GO): cytoplasm
Source: RefSeq, a predicted model, not a curated record